AUGCAGACAACCACCUACAUUCCUCAAUCUCAGGCACUGAUAAUAGCAACAGAUCGCUCAGCCGCCCAGUCUCAGGUCGUAGGCUAUAUAGGCCGCUCAAUGAACAUCUGGUUUCUUCAAGCGGGCCACGCGAUUGGCGAAAAAGUGAAUAAUCUCACUGCGAAGAUCAUUCGUCUGGGACCCCACCCUUUACUGGAAGAGAUAAAGACGAUCUUGAAAGAUGGGAUUGAUCGGAUUGAUCGGUUGAAAAUGAUCCGCCGCGAGAGUCCUUCCUCGGGCUUGGAUGAGGAAAAGGUGAUCAAGCUUUUACAAGGGAUUUUGGAAUACACCAGCGAAAAGGAAUUGCCUCGGACAAAUGAGCAAGCUUUCGAGUGUAUCGUGGAUAUCGUCACCCUCUUCCCAGGAAGCCGCCGCCUGUUCCUCAGGACACCAUUCUUCGCCAAUCGGAAGCGCACAUUCGGGCCGUACUUUUGUCAGGACGAUAUCUUGAAGAUCUGGAAAUGGGGGAAUGGAGCUGCGAAAAAGCACUGGACAUAUUGGUCCAACGUCGCUAGUCUCGCGCUCUCGCAUUCACAAACUUCCACGUUGAUGGAGACGAGUCGUCUGGAUGACCUCGUUGGGGGUAAUUCGGAAGGUGCGGGACUGUGCGGGAUACAGCAAUUGAUCGUCGGUCGUGCCGACACUGAUUCCAGUCACGGCGUCUUGAUAGUCCGAUUCCUCUACGGGCUCGUGGUUCUUCCCACGUUUUGGGAGGUCCAGAACGCCGAGCGAGCCGCAGUUGCAGACACGGGGAUCGAUGCGGAGGAAGUGCGCGAGGGUGAGGAAUUCUUCGAUGACGACCCCCCAUUCGAUUAUGAAGGCGUGGACUGUCUUUGCCACGCGCUGCUCGUCGGCCUUUCUCGCUGGAACCCGCUCAUCCUGCACACGCGCCAAUCUGAGCCCUGGUUUUCUUUAUUCCUGCAGAUCAUCGGUCUGCUUCUUCGCCCACUCGCACUCAGCUUCUGUCCCCAAUCUGCAGAAUUUGCCAAGAGUGUAGAUCUCUCCCUUAUGGAGUUCCGCGAAGGGACCGUCGUGCAGGCUGUGGAAGUGAACAUUGAAGUCCAGCCGGAAGAUUUUUAUUCGGAACGGACCAACUACAAUCGAGGUAUACCAGAAGCCCGAGACAUCGAGCCCGCACCGGAAUCGUCUCCCCCGCAAUUUUCCGAUGACAAGGAAGCCUCGAUUGAUGACAAGGAAGCCUCGAUCGAUAGUCUGGAGGGAGCUGACUCUGACACUAUGCCGCCUCCCAUACCUCAGAUUGGAUCUUCGGUAGAAAUGGAGAACGAAAGCCCACCACACCCCGUCACGGUCGACGACGUCGCGGAUCGGACCAGAAACGGAGAGAAGCAGUCGCGUCUCUCUCGUCCUCCACCUAGAGAAGGAUGGGUCCGAUGGGCAAGGAAGACAGCGAAAGCGAUUUUGGGGGAAUAGACACGGGGUGGCUCGAGAUUCACAUAUCUGGA
Messenger RNA from Mycena citricolor, 1502 nucleotides. Lineage: Eukaryota; Fungi; Basidiomycota; Agaricomycetes; Agaricales; Mycenaceae. The record is from the annotation of a GenBank genome assembly.